ACAACGGCGGCGUCUGUCUCGCUCAGCACCGAAACCAACCACUUCGUUUCUCGUUCUCCAGCGAAAAACAAAGUCACCCAGUCCAACAAUGGAGGCCAUGGAGGGGCUCAUCCCGUUCAUCUACAAGGCCGUCAAGGAGCGGCGGACCCGGAGCUACUACUCGCGGUGCAACUCCACCGGCUCGUCGCGCGGCAGGUUCCUCGGGGCCCGCGUGGAGGACAGCUCGUGGGACCAGCAGAAGCAGUGGGAUCGGUCCGCCGGCGGCAAGGCGACGACGGCGGCGGAGAGGGAGAUGGUGGCGCACCGCCGGCACCGGUCCCUGGAGGAGCUGGCCGGGGAGGUGGGUGCCUCGCCCGAGUGGCGCCGCCGGCUGGGCGCGCUGCCGAGGGGCCGCAGCGUCAGGAUCUUCUCCUGCAUCCGCGGCAUGUGAGGACGAUGCAUGCACCCGCCGCCCGCGCGCCGCAGGGCUCCGGGACUGGCGGUGGCCGGUGGCGGUCCGGGUUAGUUUGGACGCGUCGCGCAUGCGCGCAGGGGUGGUGAAGGGGGUUUGCUCGUGCUUUUGCUUAGUUCGAUCGGAGGUGAGGUGGUAGAAAGGAGUAAUUGUGCAGUGGAUGUAAUGUAACCCUGUUGAUGUUAUCCAACCAAAGUGUACAUAUGCAUGUGGAUUUGUGAAGAUGCAAAAUCGCAAAUGAUGGUUUGCAUGUCCCUGUUUCUGCUUCCAGGAAAUUGUCAAAUCAAGUCUCUCCAGCUACAGAAAAUUCGAAAAUGGAAUUUUAGUAUUUGGGUUCA
Sorghum bicolor (sorghum) is the source of this 789-nucleotide messenger RNA. RefSeq lists its product as uncharacterized. Bases 89 to 430 code for a protein of 113 amino acids. NCBI's taxonomy places the organism in Eukaryota, Viridiplantae, Streptophyta, Magnoliopsida, Poales, Poaceae. The record is from RefSeq and is a predicted model, not a curated record. The transcript has a single exon.